Molecule: messenger RNA, 1104 nt
Organism: Soboliphyme baturini
Lineage: Eukaryota; Metazoa; Nematoda; Enoplea; Dioctophymatida; Soboliphymatidae
Source: the annotation of a GenBank genome assembly
CUGAUUUGUCCUAUGAGCAAGCUGCCGCCGCAUACGAACAUUGCGUUGCCGGCUCUCAGUCCUACUAUGGAAAUGGGUACAAUCGUGUCAUGGAAGAAAAAGGAAGGCGAUCAGCUGUCUGAGGGUGAUCUGCUAUGCGAAAUUGAAACCGAUAAAGCGACAAUGGGCCUCGAGGCAAGCGAAGAAGGAUAUCUGGCAAAGAUAGUCGUUCCAGAUGGUUCGAAGGACGUGCCAAUAGGACGCUUGUUGUGCAUCGUUGUCGAACACAAAGACGAUGUCGCUGCUUUUGCCAAUUUCGUAGACCAGGAGGCUGGUGCUCCUGCUAAGAAGGAGGUGCCUGAAUCAGAAGCCGCCUCUGCACCGCUUCCGCCAUCAGUUUCCGCCGUUUCACCGCCAUCGGCAGCGCAACCAGCUACGGAAGCAGCGACUCCAUCUGCCGGGAUUCCCCCUGGUCGAAUUUCCGUGUCUCCAUUUGCGCGGAAAAUUGCCGCGGAAAAAAAGCUCGAUUUGGCGACAAUCAAAGGAACAGGUCCCGGCGGAAGGAUACUCGCUGAAGACGUCGAAGCCGCUGCAGCCGCUGCAGCGAAACCUACCGUUGAAGCGUUCGCGACCGUUCCAGUUCCGUCAACGCCGAAUUUCGUUGACAUACCAUUGUCGAAUAUGCGCAGGACAAUAGCCAAGCGCCUUCUAUUAUCCAAACAGACGAUUCCGCAUUACUAUGUUUCCGUGGACGUGAAGAUGGACGAGAUUCUGAAGCUGCGGGAAAACCUGAACAACAUGCUGAAAAAAAACAACAAGAAACUGUCGGUGAACGACUUCAUCAUUAAAGCGGCUGCCCUGUCUUGCAUGCGAGUUCCAGAGGUGAACAGCUUUUGGAUGGACGCGUUCAUUCGCCAAAACAACGUAGUAGACAUGUCCGUUGCAGUCACCACUGACGCCGGUCUUAUAGCACCAAUCGUGUUUGGCGCAAAUCUGAAGGGUCUCUUGGAAAUUUCUGACGAAGUAAAGGCGUUGGUGGAAAAGGCACGUGCAGGUACUUUGCAACCAAAUGAAUAUCAGGUAUGUUAUGCAGUGCACACGUUCAAAUUAACGAUUUCUAUGUAG